Messenger RNA from Toxotes jaculatrix (banded archerfish), 1172 nucleotides. Its product is annotated as homeobox protein HMX3-B. Gene Ontology annotation, molecular function: DNA-binding transcription factor activity, RNA polymerase II-specific; RNA polymerase II transcription regulatory region sequence-specific DNA binding. The transcript is spliced from 2 exons. Gene Ontology annotation, biological process: regulation of transcription by RNA polymerase II. Gene Ontology annotation, cellular component: nucleus. Lineage: Eukaryota; Metazoa; Chordata; Actinopteri; Toxotidae. The coding region runs from base 20 to 886 and encodes 288 amino acids. The record is from RefSeq and is a predicted model, not a curated record.
CAUCGGACAGUAAACGGUGAUGGCAGACUCUGAUGCGCAAGAGACUCGCCAGCCCGCAAAGGACUCGCCGUUCUCCAUAAAGAACCUGCUGAACAUUGAAGACAAACCCACGAAGCCGAAAAGCUUCCUCGGCUCGUCCAAAGUGUUUGAAGGCAGCUUCUUCUCGCGGCUCGGUGACUUAUCUUUCCCUCGAUUUGAGUUGCCCACACAAAGAAUUGGACUAUCUGGGCAGUAUCUGGAAAGAGCGUCUACCUGGUGGUAUCCAUACACGCUUGGGGCUCAUCUGAGGACUGCGGGGUCUGAGAAGGCCAGUCUAAGGGAGGCAUCACCGGCACCGGACAGGCGCUCCCCGGACCUCCAGAAAAGUGACCAAGAUGUCAAAGAGGAAAGCGCCGACGACGACAUCGCGCUGGAUGAAAGUGAUGCGGAAGAGCCAAAGAAAGAAAUAGACCAGGGGGACGACUGGAGGAGAAAAACGGACGAACUGGACCCAGAGAAGAAGCCCUGCCGGAAGAAGAAGACGCGCACGGUGUUUUCCAGGAGCCAGGUUUUCCAGCUGGAGUCCACCUUCGACAUCAAGCGCUACCUGAGCAGCUCGGAGAGGGCCGGCCUGGCCGCGUCCCUGCACCUGACAGAGACGCAGGUCAAAAUCUGGUUUCAGAACCGGAGGAAUAAGUGGAAACGGCAGCUGGCCGCGGAGCUGGAGGCGGCCAACCUGAGCCAUGCGGCGGCGCAGAGGAUUGUGCGGGUUCCCAUACUUUACCAUGAGAACGGAGCCCCAGAAACGACUGGGGGCUCCGCUGCAAACUCACCGGGCAGCCACCACAUGGCUUUUCCCCACCACAUGUACUAUUCCCACUCGGUCCCUCUGCUGAGGCCUGUUUAACACUGACUGUGUCAUUAUGAGCUGUAAAUAUGUUUUUAAAUGACAGUGACCUUCACUGAAAAAAAAAUACAUUUUUGUAUAUUUUGUAGAUUCAACGGACACAAUGUUAGGUCUUAUUAUUAUUACAAUUAUUAUUAUUAUUUGUAAUCAUCACUUAUCCUGCUUAAGGGUCCUUGAGCAAGACACAGAGUCCCUAUUACAGCCCCCAAAGGUGUUGCAGAGGGAAUUUCAAAAUUUAUUAUUAUUAUUAUUAUUAUUAUUGGUUAGAUCAUUACAUUCAAAAGUU